AUGGCUAGCUCGAACCAUACUCGAUCAACUAGCUACCCACCCCAAUCGAACCCAAUCCUUCGAAAAGUCGAGGACGAGCUAACCAAGCUAAGGAAAGCCGAGGCAGAAUCAACCUCUGUAACCGAAACAAUUUGUAUUGGCUUAACAGGGCUAGCUAAAUUGUACAGAUGUGUUGAUGAUGUGCUUAGUUUACCAUUUCUUGCGCACCGUACACUCUCGCUUUUGCUCGCAAAACACGAAACACCGUUGAUCGAGGGAUCGUCGAGACUCCUUGAAAUCUGCGGUGCUUCGAAAGAGUUGUUGUUGAAGUUAUUAGAAGCUGUUCGAGUGUUUCGAUGCUCGAACAGCGAGAUGAAUAAUGUAGCAGAGUAUUUUUGUUUGAGAAAAGAGAUUGUGAAGACUUCGAAAGGGCUUGCCUUACAACUAAGGCAAGUCGAAGAGAGUCUAGUGUCGAGAAAUGAUGAGUUCAAUGAGUCCGGUAAUUUCGAGGUGAUUCGAGUACUGAGAUGUGUUAGUAUUAUAAAUGUCUCAGUACUUGAGUCACUUCUACGAUUCUUGUCGAUGCCAUUGAUGUCAAAGUCGAAAUCGAGUUCGUUUGGUUUGAUUUCGAGGUUGGUGGUUAAGAAGAGUAAAGCAGUAAUUAGUGAAGAAAAGUUGGCAAAAAAUGGGAAUGAGUUGAGCAAUGUUGAUGUUGUAUUACAUGCAUUGGAUGGAGGAGAGAAUUUUGAUUGUGAUAUUAUUAAGAAGAAAUUAGAGGUUUUGGAGGUUUCUUUGAGAGGGAUUGAAGAUGGUUUAAACAAUAUUUUGAAGCAAUUAGCCAGAACUAGAGCUUCUCUAAUGAAAAUAGUUUGUGUUUGUUAG
Messenger RNA from Chenopodium quinoa (quinoa), 861 nucleotides. RefSeq lists its product as uncharacterized. Gene Ontology annotation, biological process: shoot system development; root development. The transcript has a single exon. The record is from RefSeq and is a predicted model, not a curated record. NCBI's taxonomy places the organism in Eukaryota, Viridiplantae, Streptophyta, Magnoliopsida, Caryophyllales, Amaranthaceae. The coding region runs from base 1 to 861 and encodes 286 amino acids.